Messenger RNA from Ixodes scapularis (black-legged tick), 918 nucleotides. RefSeq lists its product as uncharacterized. The record is from RefSeq and is a predicted model, not a curated record. Gene Ontology annotation, molecular function: catalytic activity. The annotation marks the transcript as partial. NCBI's taxonomy places the organism in Eukaryota, Metazoa, Arthropoda, Arachnida, Ixodida, Ixodidae. The transcript has 2 exons.
UACAUUGUUGUGCGUUGCGAUAGGUCAUGUGGCAGGGGUGGUGGUGUUGCUCUAUUUUUUAGGUCUGAUGUUAGUUUUUCUGUUCUUCCUGGCUUACCUAUAGCUGAGUCACUCUGGUGUAAAGCUUAUAUCGAUAAAUUUAUUCUUGUUAUUGGGGCAGUUUAUAGAGCUCCGGGUACUUCCCCUCAGGUUAUUUUUGAUAUUCACGAUUACAUUUUAAAGCAUAACUUCGGUGGUGGUAAAUUCGUUCUGACUGGAGAUUUUAACACACCUGACGUAAAUUGGAAAACGUUAAUAGUUGGUAGUCGUGAUAAAAUUAUAUGUGAUGCACUUGUUGAUACUGCAGUGUCAUUCGAUUUAGAUCAAGUUGUUAGUGAAUGUACUAGAGAUAACUCAACUCUUGACCUAGUUUUUCUUAGUAACAGCAUUGCCAAAUCUGGUUAUGAGUGCAAAGUAGUUGAUGGUAUUUCAGACCACAGAGCUGUUGUUGUGACACUCAAUUUUCGUGCCUUACACGGAAAACCCGAGAUUGUUACUGUUUUAGACUUUAACAGAGCUAAUGACGAGUCAAUUCUUGACGAACUUAGUUUUGGCUUUGAUGAUUUCGAGACCUUUAGCCGUGACUAUAAUGUUGAUGUGUUGCUUAGCAAAUUUUGCUCAUUAGUAAAUGAUUGUAUUAAACGAUUUGUACCAGUCAAAUAUAAGAAGAUAAAUCAAGCCCAGCCAUGGAUUACUAGAGAGUCUAAGUACUGGUUUAUAUUGCUGAGUUUUAUGAAGCUCGUGGCUUUUUGUUUGUUUCUGAAGGACAACCGAUGGGCUUCCGGGAUCACACGUGUGACGAAUCAAAAGUGGCUGGCUCAAGUGUGGGCGUACGAGAAGAUGGCAGAGGCGAAGCGGAAAGACAGUAAGAAAGAGUGA